Messenger RNA from Syngnathus acus (greater pipefish), 1786 nucleotides. RefSeq names its product juxtaposed with another zinc finger protein 1. NCBI's taxonomy places the organism in Eukaryota, Metazoa, Chordata, Actinopteri, Syngnathiformes, Syngnathidae. The transcript has 7 exons. The record is from RefSeq and is a predicted model, not a curated record. Gene Ontology annotation, cellular component: nucleus. Bases 551 to 1282 code for a protein of 243 amino acids.
GCUGGGAGUGCGGCGAUUGACAGGGGUGCAUUUGCUGCGGAAGCGGCGAUACCUGUGGGCAGGCGCAGACGUUGAAAUGCCAAAAAUUGACUUCAAGAAGCCGGCUGGUGAUGAAGAGGCGGCAUACCUGUGCAGGGUGCCUGAUGGGACUCGACCACUUUUCCAAAUUUAACACGCAACAAGCCGCUUGCCAGUGGUGUCAAAAGCAAUUGCCACUGCUGAUGUCUGAAGCAUCUGAUGAUUACGGAAUGCUGUUCCACUAAGGUAAGCAGGUCAUGACGUAGCUGAGACCAGCCAGGCAGGCAGGCAGGCAGGCAGCCCCCACCCACCGCCGAGCUUGCCUCCCAGCUGCGUCCGCUGCUGUCCCGUCUGGCUGCCCCGGUGUCUGCUCCUCACUCUUCCCCGUUCCCUCCCCGAACCCGAAGCCCUCCCUACCAGCCUGCCUCCCUUGCUUCCAACGCCCCGUCUCCCGCAAGAACCCCAUCCUUGCCCACCCACCCCCGUCCGGUGAACGCACCAGCGCGCCCCCCCACCCACCGGUGAAAACAACAUGACGGGCAUCGCCGCCGCUUCCUUCUUCUCCAAUUCCUGCAGGUUCGGAGGCUGCGGGCUGCAGUUCGAGUCUCUCGCCGAGCUCAUCGUCCACAUCGAGGACAAUCACAUCGACACGGAUCCUCGGGUCCUGGAGAAGCAGGAACAACAGCAGCCCACCUACUUGGCCCUCAGCUACAUCAACAGGUUCAUGACGGACGCCGCGCGGCGGGAGCAGGAGACCAUGAAGAAGAAGGUCACCCCCAAAUUGUCGCUGUCCAUCACGGGCGCCGUGUCGAGGAACAGCACAGCCACGCCCCCUCGCCACACCAGCGGCAACUUGACGCCGCCGGUCACGCCCCCCAUCACUCCUUCCUCUUCCUUCCGCAGCAGCACGCCGACAGGUAGCGAGUACGACGAAGAAGAGGUGGACUACGAGGACUCGGACAGCGAUGAGUCGUGGACCACCGAAAGCGCCAUCAGCUCCGAGUCCAUCCUCAGUUCCAUGUGCAUGAACGGCGGAGAGGAGAAGCCCUUUGCGUGUCCUGUGCCGGGCUGCAAGAAGAGAUAUAAGAAUGUGAACGGCAUCAAGUACCACGCCAAGAAUGGACACCGCGCGCAGAUCCGCGUGAGGAAGCCGUUCAAGUGCCGCUGCGGGAAGAGCUACAAGACUUCGCAGGGCCUGAGGCACCACACCAUAAACUUCCACCCGCCUGUCUCCACCGAGAUUCUGCGCAAGAUUCAAGGCUAGACCUGCAAGGGCUGCUAUCCCAAAAUGCUACCCUUCAAAGUUCCUCGCUAAAGUGCAUGCUUUAAGUUCUUUUGACAUUAUUAUUAUUAUUAUUUGCCUUUUCUUUCCAUCUUACAUCACUCGUAUUUCAAAAGUAUAUCUUUGUGUUAUUUUUAUUGUACAUUUGCACAUUUGGCAUAUGCUAUCAUUUGAUUUCUAUUUCGGUUUGACUUGCAUAAGGUGCUAAAAGAAGUUGACAGGAAGUGAAGAGACAGGAAGCGCAACCGAGCUCCGCCCCCCCGCACGAUGGCGAAGUUACCCUCCGGUCUCCGAUCCAAACCAGGAAGUGAGUUUGCGUCUUUUACUCUGUUUACUGACUUUGGAUCGGCAGCCUUACGGGAACUUCUGGGGUUCUGCCCAAGUUAUAUUUGAAAUAGAUAUAUGCUAUAUAAACAGUAGAUGCAGAUGUAGUUGUAUAUACAAAAACUAUACGCUUAUUCACAAGCCUAUACACAGAUAGUUACA